Molecule: messenger RNA, 2822 nt
Organism: Oncorhynchus kisutch (coho salmon)
Lineage: Eukaryota; Metazoa; Chordata; Actinopteri; Salmoniformes; Salmonidae
Product: 5-hydroxytryptamine receptor 5A-like
Exons: 3
Coding region: 183-1253 (356 amino acids)
Biological process (GO): positive regulation of MAPK cascade; adenylate cyclase-activating adrenergic receptor signaling pathway
Cellular component (GO): plasma membrane
Molecular function (GO): G protein-coupled serotonin receptor activity
Source: RefSeq, a predicted model, not a curated record
AAACACUCACGGUAGGUCCACACGAGGAGUAACAAAGUGAACACAUGGAAAAGCAAAAGACUGACCGAACUGUCCGUUCUGUGCCCAUGUAGGACUCGUUUUUUUCUGAGAUUUGGGGAUGCUUCAAAUCAGAAGCUUCCCCUGUGACAGACCUGUCUGAGCUCCGCUGAACACUGCUGAACAUGACCCAGCCCAAUGUGAGCCUGGUGACUGCCAACCUCAGCGGGGCCUGGGCCAGGGCCGGAAGCGACGACCUAGGGUAUGGAGCAGGGAACUUCUAUCGUCCGUUCUCAGUGUUCAGCGUGCUAACUCUCACCCUGCUAGCCAUGCUGGUGGUGGCCACCUUCGUGUGGAACCUCCUAGUUCUCCUCACCAUCCUGAGGGUGCGUACCUUCCACCGCGUGCCCCACAACCUGGUGGCCUCUAUGGCCAUCUCGGACGUGAUGGUGGCUGCCCUGGUCAUGCCCCUGAGCCUGGUGCACGAGCUCAAUGGGAGGCUGUGGAAGCUGGGCCGCGUGCUCUGCCAGGUGUGGAUCUCCUUCGACGUGCUCUGCUGCACGGCCAGCAUCUGGAACGUGACGGCCAUCGCCCUGGACCGCUACUGGUCCAUCACCAGACACUUGGAGUACACGCUCAAGACCCGCAAGAGGAUCUCCAAUGUGAUGAUUGCUCUUACCUGGCUGUUGUCCUCCGUCAUCUCCCUGUCGCCGCUGUUCGGCUGGGGGGAGACCUACUCGGAGGAGGGCAUGGAGUGCCAGGUGAGCCAGGAGCCCUCCUACACUAUCUUCUCCACCUUCGGAGCGUUCUACCUGCCGCUGUGCGUGGUGCUCUUCGUCUACUGGAAGAUCUACAAGGCUGCCAAGUUCCGUAUCGGCUCGUGCAAAACCAACACCAUCACGCCUAUGGCUGAGGUGAUUGAGGUGAAGGAAACGUCGCGGCAGCCCCAGAUGGUGUUCACAGUGCGCCACGCCACUGUGACCUUCCAGACGGACGGCGACACGUGGCGCGAGCAGAAGGAGAAGAAGGCGGCGCUGAUGGUGGGCAUCCUGAUUGGCGUCUUCGUCCUCUGCUGGAUCCCCUUCUUCCUCACGGAGCUCAUCAUCCCGCUGUGCCACUGCGACAUCCCGCCCAUCUGGAAGAGCAUCUUCCUGUGGCUGGGCUACUCCAACUCCUUCUUCAAUCCGCUUAUCUACACCGCCUUUAACAAGAACUACAACAACGCCCUUAGGAACCUGUUCUCCCGUCAACGCUGAGGCUGAGGGCUAAAGGGUGAGGGCUAAAAGAGAAUGAGGGCUAAAGGACAAAACAGAUCAUGCCAAAUAGCGGUUAAAAUCAACGGGUGGCCGUUGAAUUGUCUCUGACCACAGAAAAUUGGCCAUCAUUUUCUGUUAAUUUAAAACUAAGGCUGAGGCUGGGGAUGAGGCAGAGGCGGAGAAUGGGGCUGUCUUGAAAAAACACACCAUCACAUGAUCAAAUUGAUGUCACAGGAAUGGUGUUGAGGGGGGUAACUUUCCUUAGAUACUCCAUAGACUGAAAACAAAAUAAAUAUGGUUCUCUCAUAAACCAUAGGACUCAACUACAAACCAUGGCCAGCUAGCACAUUUGGUUCCUUGGAAGUUGUGGGAACGUACAUUUUUGUUUUCCCAUUGGUUCUGGGAAUGAAGCCAUACGUUUCCUGACUGUUAAAACGGAAUGUUUUUUUAAACGUUCUGAGAAUGGAAGUGAAAAUUUCACCUGUUCUGGGAACUUACAUUUUUAGGUUGCAGAGAGGUUCUGAGAACAUUUUUCUAUUGUUCCCUGAAUGUUAAAUAACACUGCUAGUUUAACUCCAAGCACAGAUAGAACAUUAUUUGCGCAGGCAUUAAUCAUGCAAACACAUUUCUUUCUUCUUGUGGCAUGAUGUCAGUGAGAUUCAAACCUAUGAUCUUCUGCUCUCUAUCCAUGGAAUUAGUCCACUCCACCACCAGGAUGGAACUAGCUAUUCAUUUAAACAGACCCUAUUUCAAAGGAAACAAGCUCUUAUUAGGAUCAGGUGUAGCCAAUUAGUAGGUGCGGCCAACAAACCUGAACAGACUUAACAAGAUUUUUGUUGAUUGUGAGAACGGGAAUGUAUAUGUUUUAAAUAACAUUGUUAGAACGUUCUGGGAAUGUUACUAAUGUUUUCUUGUGUUUUUUUUUAUGGAAAGUUUUCUUAAUGUUCUGAGAACAUGACUUUAAGUAGAAUCAUGAGGAAACCUGUAGAAAACGUUAUGCUGAAGUACUGACAUGUCCACAGAAGAAUAUUGUUUCUUAAAGUUAUCUGAAUGUUCUGAGAACAUGACUUUUAAUAGAACCAUGAGGAAACCUGUAGGAAGUGUUAUGGGAAGGUUGUAUGCAAAAUAACUAUAGGAGAACCACGCUCUCACCAAGCUCUAAGAAACAUAUGGUUCUCAGAACGUUAUGUGCUAGCUGGGUAUAUAAUCAACAAACCGUGGACUACAUUGUAAAAUAUGUAGUAGAUAACAAACUAGGAACCACAUUACAAUCCGUGGAUUUGACAACCAUCUAUACACUCCGUAGAUUUUUAACAACUAUUGAUUUUCUCUGUGAAUAAAACCGAUUGUGGUCCACAAACUGAAGUCAUCAAGCAUUAUUGUGAUCAUCUUGUAACUGACAUACACCAUAUUGAGAAAGUACAGUUUUAGAUUGCUGUGUCCAAAUAAGAUAAUACUGUAUCAAAAUGAAAUAAACGGAUCAAAAUGAAACAGGGGUUGAUCAUAAUCUUUACUCUCAAUUGUUUGAGAUCAUAAAAGUCACAGGUGUCUUCAUAUUAUAGAGAAAUC